AUUACCAACCACGCCUUUGCAAAUGCUAUUUCCCCAUCAUUGAAUUUAUUACUCAGAUAUCUGCAAGGGCUUGUACUCUGUCCCUCAAAAACAAAGCACCAUCAUGUCUAAUGACUCUGGCGAAAAGCACGCCUCGAAUGGCAUGAAAUUCACGCCGACUGAGCGUCACGACACAUACUCUUACAUCAACCCUACCAAUUCCAACCUUUCGGGAAAACAUGUUCUCAUCACUGGUGCUUCCAAAGGCGUCGGCCGCGCCACGGCCAUCAGCUACGCAAGAGCAGGUGCAUCCUGCAUAGCCCUCGGCGCGCGAUCCUCGCUAUCCGACGUCGUCUUGGAAGUUCAAUCUGCAGCCAAAGACGCAGGUCAUUCGCAACCACAUGUCUUGGCCUUGAGCCUCGAUGUCACCAGUAAAGACAGCGUAGAUGCUGCAGUGAAAGAAGUGGCCGAGAAGUUUGAUGGAAGACUUGAUGUUCUUAUCAACAAUGCAGGAAGUCUCACGCCCUUCGCCGGCAUUCCAGAAUCUGACCCGGAAGCCUGGUGGAGCGACUACGAGGUCAGUGUUAAAGGCCCUUAUCUCGUGACCCGCGCAUGUUGGUCUCUACUCCUCGCUGGCUCCAAAAUCAUCAUAAACCUUACAUCCAUCGGCGCUCUCAUGAUCGUUCCGCAAAGUUCAUCCUACGGACCAGCGAAACUAGCUUCUUUGCGCCUCACAGAGUUCAUUGCCCAGGACCAUGGUGAGGGGAAAGACGGCAUGGUAGCUAUUGCUGUGCAUCCUGGCGGCGUGCAAACAGAACUUGCUUUGAAAAUGCCGGGGCAUAUGCAUGAAUGGCUUGUUGAUACACCAGAAUUGGGAGCGGACACAUUGGCUUGGUUAGGAAGUGAGAGAAGGGAGUGGUUGAGUGGAAGGUAUGUUAGUGCGUGCUGGGACAUGGAGGAGUUGGAAAAGAAGAAAGGGGAGAUUAUUAAGGGGGAUUUGUUGAAAAUGCGGUUGGCUGUUGAUGUAUAGCUGCCCCAUUAGGCAAGUGUUAGUGAGAUGCUGGCUGGAUACGUCAGAUAAGUACGUCAAAGGAGAUUUUGUUACAAGCCUAAAAGCAAAAGCGGUUGUAGGAAAAGUGUGGUUCUUGGAAGAAGCAAUAAAAUUUCUGAUAGAGGUUUGUGUCCUCUUAUUCGUACGUAGCGAAUACUGGUG
Messenger RNA from Alternaria alternata, 1192 nucleotides. Its product is annotated as oxidoreductase-like protein. Lineage: Eukaryota; Fungi; Ascomycota; Dothideomycetes; Pleosporales; Pleosporaceae. The record is from RefSeq and is a predicted model, not a curated record. The transcript has 2 exons. Bases 104 to 1009 code for a protein of 301 amino acids. Gene Ontology annotation, molecular function: oxidoreductase activity, acting on the CH-OH group of donors, NAD or NADP as acceptor.